GCCGAGCGGUUUCUGGUCACUUUUGUGCAAAGAACAUUUUUUGCUUUUGUGUUUGAAAUCCACCGAGGAAAUGCCUGAUCUGCCGAAAACAGUCCCCAAGAAGGAAACAGCCGCCAAGAAGGGCGCAAAGAAAGCUUUGCCGAAAUCCGCAGGCAAAGGGGGCAAGAAGCGCAGGAGGUCGAGGAAGGAGAGUUACUCCAUCUACAUCUACAAAGUGAUGAAGCAGGUUCACCCAGAUACCGGCAUCUCCUCCAAGGCCAUGGGCAUCAUGAACUCGUUCGUCAACGAUAUUUUCGAGCGCAUCGCGGGCGAGGCUUCCCGCCUGGCGCAUUAUAACAAGCGGGCGACCAUCAGUUCCCGAGAGAUUCAGACCGCCGUGCGCCUGCUUCUUCCCGGGGAGCUGGCCAAGCACGCCGUGUCGGAAGGGACAAAGGCGGUGACCAAGUACACCAGUUCCAAAUAAACAUCCACACAUUGUAGAAAAAACACCGAAAGCCCAACGGCCCUUAUAAGAGCCACCCACAUUUUCGCAGAAAGAGUUGUACUAAUGUUUCAACAUUGAAUCGCAGCAGAAUUUUUUCAGGAUAUUUCUGUUUGGCGAAUUAUUUCCCAUUCCAUUUAGUGAUUACAUGUUCCAAUAUACGCGGGAUAUUCCCGGUAUCCAUGUUGCGUUCUUGUCCAUCAAACAGAAGUAAAACUCCUUUCCACUUUUCAACAUAAUUGUAUAAGGGGCAAUAAUUGUAUAAGUGUUGUAAAAACAAGCCUAAAGGCUUUGUGUCUCAAUGCAAGGAGGAUUCGUAAUAAGGUGGAUGAGUUGAAUGUGCAGAUAGCUAUUAAUGACUAUGAUAUAGUUGGGCUCACGGAGACAUGGCUCCAGGGUGACCAAGGCUGGGAGCUGAACAUCCAGGGAUAUUCAAUAUUCAGGAGGGAUAGAGAGAAAGGAAAAGGAGGUGGGGUAGCGUUGCUGAUUAGAGAGGAGAUUAACGCAAUGGAAAGGAAGGACAUUAGUUUGGAGGAUGUGGAAUCGGUAUGGGUAGAGCUGCGAACACUAAGGGGCAGAAAACGCUGGUGGGUGUUGUGUACAGGCCACCUAACAGUAGUAGUGAAGUUGGUAUCAAACAGGAAGUUAGAAAUGCGUGCGACAAAGGCAAAACAGUUAUAAUGGGUGACUUCAAUCUACAUAUAGAUUGGGUGAAUCAAAUUGGCAAGGGUGCUGAGGAAGAGGAUUUCUUGGAAUGUAUGCGGGAUAGUUAUCUAAAUCAACAUGUAGAGGAACCAACGAGAGAGUAGGCUAUGAGACGUGAAUUGGCCAAGAUUGACUGGCAAUUAAUUCUAAAAGGGUUGACGGUGGAUAUGCGAUGGAAGACAUUUAAAGACUGCAUGGAUGAACUACAAAAAUUGUUCAUCCCAGUUUGGCAAAAGAAUCAAUCAGGGAAGGUAGUACAUCCAUGGAUAACAAGGGAAAUCAGGGAUAGUGCCAAAGCGAAGGAUGAUGCGUACAAAUUAGCCAGAAAAAGCAGCAUACUGGAGGACUGGGAGAAAUACAGAGACCAGCAGAGGAGGACAAAGGGCUUAAGUAGGAAAGGAAAAAUAGAUUAUGAGAGAAAACUGGCAGGGAACAUAAAAACUGACUGCAAAAGUUUUUAUAGAUAUGUGAAAAGAAAGAGAUUAGUUAAAACAAAUGUAGGUAUCUUGCAGUCAGAAACAGGUGAGUUGAUCAUGGGGAACAAGGAUAUGGCGGACCAAUUGAAUAACUACUUUGGUUCCGUCUUCACUAAGGAAGACAUAAAUAAUCUGCCAGAAAUAGCAGGGACCGCGGGUCAAAGGAGUUGGAGGAAUUGUGUGAAAUCCAGGUCAGCCGGGAAGUGGUGUUGGGUAAAUUGAAUGGAUUAAAGGCCGAUAAAUCCCCAGGGCCAGAUAGGCUGCACCCCAGAGUACUUAAGGAAGACGCUCCAGAAAUAGUGGAUGCAUUAGUAAUAAUCUUUCAAAACUCUUUAGAUUCUGGAGUAGUUCCUGAGGAUUGGUGGGUAGCACACGUAACCCCACUUUUUAAGAAGGGAGGGAGAGAGAAAACGGGGAAUUACAGACCAGUUAGUCUAACAUCGGUAGUGGGGAAACUGCUAGAGUCAGUUAUUGAAGAUGGGAUAGCAGCACAUUUGGAAAGUGGUGAAAUCAUUGGACAAAGUCAGCAUGGAUUUACGAAAGGUAAAUCAUGUCUGACAAAUCUUAUAUAAUUUUUCGAGGAUGUAACUAGUAGCGUGGAUAGGGGAGAACCAGUGGAUGUGGUGUAUCUGGACUUCCAGAAGGAUUUCGACAAGGUCCCACAUAAGAGAUAUGUAUACAAACUUAAAGCACACGGAUUUGGGGGUUCAGUAUUGAUGUGGAUAGAGAACUGGCUGGCAAACAGGAAGCAAAGAGUAGGAGUAAACGGGUCCUUUUCACAAUGGCAGGCAGUGACUGUGGGGUACCGCAAGGCUCAGUGCUGGGACCCCAGCUAUCUACAUUACUAAAACUCAGUUCUUGACCGCUUUUCCCGAUCUGUGCUGCGAUUUCCGAGAGAACGCCGCCAUCUACGGCCGUCAUUUUUGGCCACCUCUCUCAGAGCCCCCCUCGGCCUCAUGUGUGCCGAGGAUUUUUCCCCUCGAUGAAAUAUGAGCGAGAUAUUAAUGUUUUAAAAUCAUUCCCCAUUCUCUCUGCUGCCGCUGGCGGCAGGGGAGGGAGCGGCUAUAAAACCCGGAAGCGUCCCGCUUCAAUCACUUUCUUGCCGGCCACGAAGUGAAAGGGUCACGGCUCACUGAGCUGCAGCUCUGCUCCAGACUUCACUGCCAGCCCACGAGCCUUGAGGUAGUGAACUGCCAGCCCACCAGCUGUAAGUGACUGAACUGCCAGCCCAAUAACCCAUUCAGUCCACCCUCUUCAUCCUCCUCUCUUACAGUCUCACCUGUUUUGGGCAGAAUUUCUGGCAGUUUCUCAGCCGCCAGCCUGCCAGGUCCGAGUGAUUGUACUGAGCUGCCAUCCCUCAGUGACUGAGCUGCCAGCCCUCAGUGACUGUU
Leucoraja erinaceus (little skate) is the source of this 3053-nucleotide messenger RNA. Its product is annotated as histone H2B-like. Lineage: Eukaryota; Metazoa; Chordata; Chondrichthyes; Rajiformes; Rajidae. The coding region runs from base 71 to 463 and encodes 130 amino acids. The transcript has a single exon. Gene Ontology annotation, cellular component: nucleosome. The record is from RefSeq and is a predicted model, not a curated record. Gene Ontology annotation, molecular function: DNA binding; protein heterodimerization activity; structural constituent of chromatin.